Molecule: messenger RNA, 2110 nt
Organism: Durusdinium trenchii
Lineage: Eukaryota; Dinophyceae; Suessiales; Symbiodiniaceae
Source: the annotation of a GenBank genome assembly
CACCCACCCAACCCUUUUUGCCCCAAGCUUCCACUUUCAAGUUCCGCUGAGGCUUUGAUGACAGCUACAGCCAAGCCCUCAGCCCAAGGAGUUCUUGGACCCCAGACUUUUGUAGAAAAGGUGUGCGCAGCUUUGAGUUUUACUUCAUGCCAUCAAACGAUUCGAGACAAAAAACGCUACUGGCGAAAGAGUGUGAAGACCUCGCACCUGGGAGCGCUGAGCUACAACGCAACGUGCCAGUCAGUGGUGGUUGUUGAUUGAGUCAGGACGUUGAAGCAGUUGGAAAGGUUUGGUGUGAUCGCCCAGUUGUUCCAAGAGUGUCUUCACACAGCACCUGACCGUCAUGGCAAACUACUGCGUAAUUGCGACCUCAUGUUUCUGUGACCCACACUGCGACAGAAUUGCGCAUGCGUCAGACUCAUUUCUCGAUGAAGGCUCCAAGUCUUUUCACCACAUCAAGGGUUGGGCAGGCCCUAGGCCCUAGCCCGGGCGUGGGCAGCGUGGUGGCCCGGGCGUGGGCGGGAAGCGCUUCCUGCCCUAUCCUUGAGCUCCAUGGCCCAAACACAUGGCAUGUCCGAGAACAUGUCGGCGAAGCAUCGCUGUGAGCGUGGUCUUCCUGUUGUCUGUGGUGCUGGCCAUCUCUUUGAACUCCAAGAUCGCCACAUCGAAAAGUUUCACUCGGCCACUGCUCACCUUAGUGCACAGCCGAGACCCUGUCCGAACCACGACGCAGGCGACACAAGAUGACAUAGAUUCUCAAAUGACGCACGACGAGGUCUCUGAGAAUUGGACGGCCUGGUCAUUUGAGAGCUCAGAGCAGAACCUGGAUCCAUCUCCCGACAGAGGCACCAGUCCUGUACCUGACACAAUUCACUCAACGACUGGCGCUCCGGUCAUGGUCAAUGUCCCGUCCCACGCCGAAGCCUUCUGUCGCUGUGCCCAGCUGGGCGGCACGACGCCGCCGGAGGGCCUUGAGAACUGGGCGGAGGUGGAGUUGCAGAAGCUUCUGAAAGAGAUGCGGGAGCGGCUGCGGCUGUACAUCUAUCCCACCGACUUCCAUUGCGACCAACGUAGGCCCAAAAACACCAAUCGCGGGUAUAUGGCGGAGUGGAACUUCUACGAUCGAGCGCGGAAGUCCUCGUUGCGAGUUCAAGACCCUGAGAAUGCCAGCAUCUACUACAUUCCAACCUUUACAAGUUGCUGGCGGUCACAAGGUAGGAGCAGAGGAGAAGGAGGACAGCAAGCAGGAAAGCGCAUGCAGCAAAUGCUGAAGGAUGUGGCAUCCAACUUUCCCUUUUUCCAGAGGAACCAUGGACAGCGGCACAUUUGGGUCUCCGCUCAUGACAUGGGCAAAGCCGAGCCUCUGCUUGUUGGAUGCAAACAGAACACUGGUCCUAGCUUGUGCAGCGAUGCUGCACUGAGUUUGACAGAGAUGUUGGCGAAGAACAGUUCCGCCUUGGUCAACACGGCGGACGAUGCCGAGCACACGAAGUUGGAGAGCUUCGCCGCGUACGGCUUCAACAGGCACUUAGACGUGCCCUUAGUCUGCAAUGGUGAUACAUCUUUCGCUUCAAGGGGUGCUCGAGUGCCUCUCACGGGGCGUCCACGAAAGAAUUCCGUCUUCUUUGCUGGACGAUGGGAUCAGAACUACGUCCCCGUGCGCUUCAUUGCCAUCAGGAGCAUUAUGGAAGCAAAGCUGCAUAAACCAACGAGUUUCAACAAGAAGAUUGGCCCUCAGGCCUACGAACGGAGCUUGGCCGAGUCGGAUCUGUGCCUGGCGCCGCGCGGCUCGCGGGUGUGGAGCCCUCGGCUCUUCGAGAUGAUUUGGUUCGGUUGCAUCCCCGUGAUCAUUGCUUCAGGGUAUCACCUGCCCGCGUCUUGUUUCUUCGACUGGAGGGAAUUUUCAAUCUUCAUCGAAGACAAAGAUGCUCACAAGGCCGGGCAGAUUCUCAAGACAUACUUGGACGACCCAAAGCGGUUGGAACAGAUGAGGCGCAAAGUCUUCCGAAUUCGGAAGACUUUCAUGUGGCAUGACGAGGACACCAAUGGAGAUGCUUUCGAACUGGCUUUGCUGGAUGUCUACCUUAAGCAGCAAAGACAAUGUGGCUGA